This is a messenger RNA of Lachnellula hyalina, 1125 nucleotides long. It is a transcript of the gene SPCC613.07, whose product is annotated as putative box C/D snoRNA protein. Gene Ontology annotation, cellular component: nucleus; pre-snoRNP complex. Lineage: Eukaryota; Fungi; Ascomycota; Leotiomycetes; Helotiales; Lachnaceae. Gene Ontology annotation, biological process: snoRNA localization; box C/D snoRNP assembly; maturation of LSU-rRNA from tricistronic rRNA transcript (SSU-rRNA, 5.8S rRNA, LSU-rRNA). The coding region runs from base 1 to 1125 and encodes 374 amino acids. The transcript has a single exon. The record is from RefSeq and is a predicted model, not a curated record.
AUGGCGGACCCUCUCCUCUCGACGCUUUGCAGCAUUUGUCAUAUAAACACUCCCAAAUACACAUGUCCUCGAUGCUCAGUCAAUACCUGCUCACUCCCCUGCUCUCGCCGCCACAAACUGUGGUCGUCAUGCAACGGCGUGCGCGACCCAACAGUCUUCGUCCCCAGAUCACAAUUAGCCACGCCUUCGGGAAUCGAUCACGAUUACAAUUUCCUCCAUUCAAUCGAACAUCAAAAAGAGAGAUCCGAGAAAGAGAUCGUAGAGAAUCGGCGCUUGGUGAAGGCGUCGGAAUUGAAAGCCGCGCGACGAGGUGAAGACCGACGAAGACCUAGAAAUUGGACACAUGAGGGGGAGGCUUGCAUUAAUAGAAUUCUUCACGCGUACAAAAUAAAAGUAUACCAGGCGCCUUGCGGUAUGAAGAGGAAUGUAGAAAAUACAACAACAUGGAGCAAGAAACAAAGGGACAUCAAUUGGCAAGUGGAGUGGUUCAGGGACGGCAAUUCCGGUAGACUUUUGGAAAAGGCACUGGGCUUCAAGAGGGUUGGGGAGGCUUAUUAUGAAGCUCAUGAGAUGGUUAGGAGAAUGAACUUAACGAGCGCAGAGAAAAAUAUCGAGAAAAAACGCAAGCUUGGGCAGAUCAAGGAAAGAUAUACGAAAAGGAUGAAAUUGGAACACGAGGGGAAGCACGAAAUGACCACGAUACCAAUAUUACAAUGUUCGAGUACGAGUGCCUGGAACGUCCCACAACGCCUCUGCGCGGUAGAAGUCGAGGAGGAUCAAGUGCCAGCUUGGGUUUUCAGUCUACACUUCUAUCUUCAUCGACCGAAUACACCUUCAACGUUCCCAAAAGUCUUGAUUCCGCUAGAUUCCUCGGAACCCUUACUUGAUCAAUUACGAAAGCGGGAAUUGAUGGAAUUCCCUACAAUAUAUGUACAGGAACAAGACACUCUGCCUGAGAAUUGCAUGCUGGAGAAGGAUUUUCUAAAAGCGACCGGACAAGAGCCGACCAUUCCAGAUGAGCAGCAGUCAAGUUCGAGUGAGGAGGAGUUAGAUGACGAUGAUACGAGUACCAGUGGAUCGGAUUCUUCGGAUAAUGAGAUGAAGGAGGGAGAGAUCCGUCAAUAA